Messenger RNA from Hemiscyllium ocellatum (epaulette shark), 4106 nucleotides. It is a transcript of the gene lclat1, whose product is annotated as lysocardiolipin acyltransferase 1. The record is from RefSeq and is a predicted model, not a curated record. Gene Ontology annotation, cellular component: endomembrane system. NCBI's taxonomy places the organism in Eukaryota, Metazoa, Chordata, Chondrichthyes, Orectolobiformes, Hemiscylliidae. Gene Ontology annotation, molecular function: acyltransferase activity.
AUGUUGUCUCUGAAGGGCACCCUGAUCCUCUUGUUGCUGUUCUUCAGCAGUUUUUUUGGCAGUAUCUUCAUGUUGGCUCCGUUCCUCCCUGUCAUGCUGCUGUCCACCUCGGUGUAUCGCUGGAUUACUGACCGGAUCGUUGCUGUCUGGCUCACCCUCCCUGUGGCUCUGCUGGAGAUGGUGCUUGGUGUGAGGGUGGUGAUCACUGGCGAUGGCUUUGUACCUGGUGAGCGCAGUGUGAUCAUCAUGAACCAUCGGACGCGGCUGGACUGGAUGUACAUGUGGAACUGCCUCCUGCGAUAUAGCUACCUCAGAAUGGAGAAGAUCUGCCUGAAAUCAUCCCUCAAAUCCAUUCCAGGCUUUGGCUGGGCCAUGCAGAUGUCUGCAUUCAUCUUUGUUCGAAGGAAUUGGGAAGAGGACCAGCAACAUCUCAGUCUCAUGUUGGAUUACCUGUGUGACAUCAAGCAUCCUCUGCAGCUUUUAAUGUUCCCUGAGGGGACCGAUCUCACAGCUACCACCAAAGCUCGGAGUGAUGAGUUUGCAGAGUCUCGUGGUUUGCCAACAUACGAAUAUGUCCUGCACCCACGGACUAAUGGCUUCGCCUUUAUUGUCGAGCAGCUUCGAAAAGGAUGUAACCUUGAUGCCAUCCAUGAUGUGACAGUGGCCUACCCUUACAACAUCCCGCAGGCUGAGAGGGACCUGUUCACUGGCAACUUCCCCAGAGAGAUCCACUUCCACAUUCGCCGUUAUCCAGCUGACCAGCUGCCCACCUCCAUGGAUGGCCUGAAGGAAUGGUGCUGCCUUCGCUGGCUGGAGAAGGAGAAAUUACUGCAGGCCUAUUACCAGGGCAAUCACUCGUUCAGCGAUCUGAUCCAGCCUGCAAGUCCCGGCCAGGAGCAGAGUCCCGGCCAGGAGCCGAAUCCCGUCCAGGAGCAGAAUCCCGUCCAGGAGCAGAAUUCGAGUCGGCUGGAGGUUUCCAGGAAAGCUCCUUUCUGGGGAAGGGGUUGGAGUCAGAGUAAGGGCCGAAGUCGGAUUUUACUGCACAGCUCGGCUCGGAGCUGGAUUCGGAUGCAGGAGCAGACCGGGACACAGCUUCGUGCCCGUCUGCCUCCCUGCAAGUCACGGGGACGGGUCUUCCUCAUCAAGGUCUUCUCCAUCAUCUACUGGACAGUGUUUGUGAUUGGCAUCUUUGUGCUCAUCUGGUCGUACACCCUGGCGCGGUGGUACUUUGCCAGCGUGGCAAUCUUCUUCAUAGCACAGGAGAAGAUCGCUGGGGGCUGUGAGGUCAUUGAGGUAGCACUCCACAAUCUCAAACCCUCCCAACGGUGGAAACGGAGCAGUCAACAUCAGGAGUGACACAGCCAAGCCCUCUCCGUCUGGCCAAUCCCAGGGAUUCUCCCACUGAUCCAGCCAAUGACAGGGGCAAUUCCCAUCAGAGAGACAGAAGAAGAGACAACUCAGCUGGGGGCAAACCGAUAGAUCUCUCUGAAGCGUGGAGUCUCAGAGAGUCCAGCUCUGACCUUUCACACCAUUUCAGUCUGCAUUCAAACUCUGGCUGAUGGCCAGUGUGCAGGCAUCAGGAGCUGCCUCGUUUCACACAUCCUCAAACACACUUCACCCAGCCAUCAUUGUGGGUGAGACUCAGGGUCAUUCAGGCAUUAGGAAGAUAAUGACAUUCUUGUACUAUACUGAAUACGUCCAUGUGUGUGGGACAGUCCCCCUGGUGAGAGUCAGUGUGUGUGUGUGGGACUGUCCCCCCGGUGAGAGUCAGUGUGUGUGUGGGUGUGUGGCACUGUCCCCCCGGUGAGAGUCAGUGUGUGUGUGGGUGUGUGGCACUGUCCCCCCAGUGAGAGUCAGUGUGUGUGUGGGACUGUCCCCCCGGUGAGAGUCAGUGUGUGUGUGUGUGGGACUGUCCCCCCGGUGAGAGUCAGUGUGUGUGUGUGUGUGUGUGACUGUCCCCAAGUGAAAGUGUGUGUGGGACUGUCCCCCCAGUGAGAGUCAGUGUGUGUGUGGGACUGUCCCCCCGGUGAGAGUCAGUGUGUGUGUGUGUGUGUGUGACUGUCCCCAAGUGAAAGUGUGUGUGGGACUGUCCCCCCAGUGAGAGUCAGUGUGUGUGUGGGACUGUCCCCCCAGUGAGAGUCAGUGUGUGUGUGUGUGUGUGUGUGUCACUGUCCUCCAAUGAGAGUCUGUCUGUGUGUGUGUGUGGGACUGUCCCCCCAGUGAGAGUCUGUGUUUGUCUGUGUGUGUGUAUGUGUGACUGUCCCCCAGUGAUAGUCAGUGUGUGUGUGGGACUGUCCCCCCAGUGAGAGUCAGUGUGUGUGUGUGGCACUGUCCCCCCAGUGAGAGUCAGUGUGAGUCUGUGUGUGUGUGUGUGAGACUGUCCCCCAGUGAGAGUCAGUGUGUGUGUGUGUGUGGGACUGUCCCCCAGUGAGAGUCAGUGUGUGUGUGUGUGUGUGGGACUGUCCCUUAGUGAGAGUCAGUGUGUGUGUGGGACUGUCCCCCCAGUGAGAGUCAGUGUGUGUGUGUGUGUGUGUGUGUGUGGGACUGUCCCCCCAGUGAGAGUCAGUGUGUGUGUGUGUGGGACUGUCCCCCAGUGAGAGUCGGUGUGUGUGUGUGGGACUGUCCCCCCAGUGAGAGUCAGUGUGUGUAUGUGGGACUGUCCCUCAGUGAGAGUUAGUGUGUGUGUGUGGGACUGUCCCCCAGUGAGUGUCAGUGUGUGUGUGUGGGACUGUCCCCCCAGUGAGAGUCAGUGUGUGUGUGUGGGACUGUCCCCCCAGUGAGAGUCAGUGUGUGUGUGUGGGACUGUCCCCCCAGUGAGAGUCAGUGUAUGAGUGGGACUGUCCCCCCAGUGAGAGUCAGUGUGUGUGUGUGGGACUGUCCCCCCAGUGAGAGUCAGUGUGUGUGUGUGGGACUGUCCCCAGUGAGAGUCAGUGUGUGUGUGUGUGGGUCUGUCCCCCCAGUGAGAGUCAGUGUGUGUGUGUGUGUGUGACUGUCCCCCAAUGAGAGUCAGUGUGUGUGUGUGGGACUGUCCCCCAGUGAGAGUCAGUGUGUGUGUGUGUGUGUGUGGGACUGUCCCCCCAGUGAGAGUCAGUGUGUGUGUGUGGGUCUGUCCCCCAGUGAGAGUCAGUGUGUGUGUGUAUGUGGGACUGUCCCCAGUGAGAGUCAGUGUGUGUGUGUGGGUCUGUCCCCCCAGUGAGAGUCAGUGUGUGUGUGUGUGACUGUCCCCCAAUGAGAGUCAGUGUGUGUGUGUGGGACUGUCCCCCAGUGAGAGUCAGUGUGUGUGUGUGUGUGGGACUGUCCCCCCAGUGAGAGUCAGUGUGUGUGUGUGUGUGUGUGGGACUGUCCCCCAGUGAGAGUCAGUGUGUGUGUGUGGGACUGUCCCCCAGUGAGAGUCAGUGUGUGUGUGUGUGUGUGGGACUGUCCCCCCAGUGAGAGUCAGUGUGUGUGUGUGGGACUGUCCCCAGUGAGAGUCAGUGUGUGUGUGUGGGUCUGUCCCCCCAGUGAGAGUCAGUGUGUGUGUGUGUGACUGUCCCCCAAUGAGAGUCAGUGUGUGUGUGUGUGACUGUCCCCCAGUGAGAGUCAGUGUGUGUGUGUGUGUGGGACUGUCCCCCAGUGAGAGUCAGUGUGUGUGUGUGUGUGUGGGACUGUCCCCCAGUGAGAGUCAGUGUGUGUGUGUGUGGGACUGUCCCCCCAGUGAGAGUCAGUGUGUGUGUGUGUGUGGGACUGUCCCCCAGUGAGAGUCAGUGUGUGUGUGUGGGACUGUCCCCCCGUGAGAGUCAGUGUGUGUAUGUGUGGGACUGUCCCCCCAGUGAGAGUCAGUGUGUGUGUGUGGAUCUGGAGACAUAGCCUUUAAUCUCAGCCUUUCACUGUCAAUUCUUGUCAAGGUGUGAAGAUUAUUGCCUGUUGACGUAAUUGGGAAAAUAGUCCAUUUGUAUUUUCGUGUUUGCAGAGAGAUUCACUUGUCUGUUUUUAAAAUCCCAUUGCCUGAAAUCUUUGUUUUGCGUCAUCAGUGGUUGUCGUGGGAGUCGCCCUGUCUGCCGUCCACACUAAACACUCUCCCUCUUUUUAAGUGAAAUUCUGAUGCUAAUAAACAUAGUUAGCUCUUC